This is a messenger RNA of Penicillium bovifimosum, 315 nucleotides long. RefSeq lists its product as uncharacterized. Bases 1 to 315 code for a protein of 104 amino acids. NCBI's taxonomy places the organism in Eukaryota, Fungi, Ascomycota, Eurotiomycetes, Eurotiales, Aspergillaceae. The transcript has a single exon. The record is from RefSeq and is a predicted model, not a curated record.
AUGAAAGCAAUGGUCCGCGAACUCCAGUCUGACAUGAGAGAAGUCAUUGCUAAAGGAACGAUUGACCCUAUCGCCAUUGCUUCGAAAUAUACUCACAUCUUUGUCAAUAUUCAUCCUUUCAUCGACGGCAAUGGACGUAUGUGUCGUCUGAUCAUCAACUCAAUACUCCUUAAGCUUGGCGGUCUUCUUGUGUGCAUCGGCGAGAAGGAAGAGGACCGCUCCCUUUACAUGGAAGUCGCUAGCAAUGGAGGGGCAUUGGAGGAAUGUAUGGAGAUCUUGAUGACGAAGAGAGACCAGUUAUGCACAGGGAGCUAG